GUUUAAACGUCGCGGCAAAUCCUCCCCACUUCUUUGAGAGAAGCACAAUAGUGAAACGCGUCGUUCGAUCGAACCCGUAGUGUUAUGUGCGUACGCGAUGUUGAAUGAGUGACGUAACCUAAAUACAAAUAUCUCCUAUCAACGAAUAAGUUUAGAUCAGAACAUCGCUUUGUUAGAAAAACGAUAAAAACAAAAUACGUACACACUUUUGCUUUCUUUCUCUUUCUCUUCGUUUCAUUCUUAUAUCUCCAUGUUAAUUUGACUUACGAAGAGAUAACUAUUGAGGUAUCGUGUUAACAUCUCAUAAACGAAGUCAAAUAUCGUGCUCUUUGUGCUGAAAGAAGUGUGUGCCGCUAAUUUGGAUUUUUCACGAAGACAAAAAAGAAUGGCGGAAGAUUGUUCUGAUGGUGAUUAUCUUGGGGCGUAUAGCCGUUUUUUCUCUGAAUUUGUCGCUAGAGUAAAUCCAUACGAUCAACUGCCUGUUUCGGUGAGCUCAUAUAAUGUGACCGAAGCUGAAAUCGUCGGUGAAAUCAUCAAUGUGACUCUACAAUAUCUCAACCAGACGCAAUGUCCAGCAAGUUUACAAGCAUACUUAGUUCAUCAAGUGAUACAAGAAAUUAAAUCUAUGUGCAAAAAACAACCAGAAGAUUGUGGAUUUAAAUCUCAAGAAAAAACAUAUACUUCAUUAAAAUUAAUGCAAGCUAUUAUUAAUAAAGUUAAUGAAAUUUGUACCCGCUAUCUGGAUAAUAGUAGAUUGGCAUUAUUGCCACCUCCUCCUUCAACUCCAUUACCACAAAUAACAGCAGGUGGAAACAAAAAUUGUAGAAGAAAAAUGGAAGACCGUUAUGUAAUUUUACAUGACUUACAUACUACAUUUGGUAUUGAGGAUGAUUCUAUAGCAAAUUAUUAUGCAGUAUUUGAUGGACAUGCAGGACAAGAUGCAGCUGUAUACUGUGCUGCUCAUCUACAUCAAUAUUUAACAGAAAGCAUAUAUUAUCCUACAGAUCCGGAGCGUGCCUUACGCGAUGCUUUUCUUACUACAGAUAGACAAUUUAUAGAAAAAUCAAAGACACAAAAAUUAUGUGGUGGGACUACUGCAGUUUGCACUUUAAUAUUAAAUAAAAGAUUAUAUGUUGCCUGGGUAGGAGAUUCAACAGCCAUGCUGAUAAAACGUGAUAGCGUUGUUCAGCUGGUGAAUCCUCAUCGACUUCAUCGCGAAGAUGAAGUGCAAAGGAUACGAAAAGCAGGAGGAGUAGUAAUGCCAAGUAUGGGAAUUAUGCGUGUAAAUGGAGUAUUAGGUGUUUCAAGGGCAAUAGGCGAUGUUCGAUACAAGCCAUUCGUAACAGGCGAGCCAGAAAUUAAAUCUGUUCCUUUAGACGGAACAGAGGAUUUUUUGGUUCUUGCCACCGAUGGACUAACAGAUUACCUGAAUCCUAAGGAGAUAUUAACUAUUCUCUAUCAUGAAAUACAACGAAAUCCAAACGGAUUUAAACGCGCGUACCAAAUCCUGCUACACUGGGCGAAGCAGGGAGGUUCGGAAGACAACAUCACCGUGGUUGUGGUCCUGUUAACACCAGCGAACGCGAUCGCAGCCAGACCUCUAAACGCCCAUCCGUACCUUCGUUUACAAGUGAAUGAUAUACUCGAAAAAAUGAAUUCAAAAGACAAACCGCUCUUUAUGGAUAUCGAUGAUGCCCAUAAUGCGAUCAACUCGAACAUCCUCAAACAAUCUAUGAUCUCUCACGAGCCACGUGACGACGACGACGCUAUAUUAGCGGCCAGUAAUGGAAAACAUGAAAAUGGCGACACUGAUUAUGAUUAUUCCGAUUUGGGGCCCGAGACCAACGUAGACGCGAUCGAUGACGUGACCACUAUGCCUGUGAAAAAUCUUUCCUACGAAUUUUACAAAGACGACGAUAUUUGCCAUGAGGAUGGCCAACCCGACAAUGACUCGAACAUUCUCGACAAUAGGGACAUCGACGAAUCUAUCAAUGCUAACCUAAAUGCCAACACCAAUAUAAUAACGCACGAACAGAUCACUGAUAAUAAUUUACACGAAAACGAUGAUGACGAUGAUGAUGAGGACGAUGACGAAGUGGACGAAAACGAUGACAAUGACAAUAAUGAUGAUGAAUUGCAUCAAGAUAACGAUGAUGUUCCCGAUGACGAGGUUAUGGUAUCUAAAACAGUUGAAGAUGAUAUUCCUGAAAACGAGAUAAUCUGUGAAAAAAUGAAUAACGAGAUUUGCGAACAACUUAUGGAAAAUAUAGUGGACGAGAAGAAAACGCGUGUGGAAGACCAAGCAGAUACGCCACAAGAUGUCGUUGAUGAUGUCGCCGGUCCUGUGGACUAUGACGAAUCACCGCCAUCACCGCAAGCUAACAAACCUCUUCAGCAUGCGCUCAUUCACGAACCAGAUAAUGUAGCGGAGAGCGAGGAUUCCGAAGACGAGUGGAACUAUUAUCGAGUUGAUCCAAACAAAGAAAAGAAUUCCGAAACGCCUGUUGGCGAACCCGAAAAAACGAGAAACAUAGAAGAAGAAAGUGAGGAAACAUCAGAGCUACCUGUCAAAGAAACCGAGUCGAAAAUCCAAUCUGAAAGCAUAGGGGAGAAUAUUAAAUGCGAAAGUCCGAAAGAGGGAUCGCCUGAGCUUAUUAACACAGAGAUUAGCGCUGAGGAUAAAGAAGAAAAACUGGAGAAGAUCAAGGAAGCCUGUAUCGAGGAGGAAAACAAGCUGAAGGAUAUGGAUUUUCAACUGAAUCCUAACGCGGCCGAAUUCAUUCCUGUUUCACCGCAAUUUAUGGGAACGAGAAUGGAUCUGGUUGAGGAUUUCCCUGUCUCUGGAUCACCUUUCAAACAAGUCCCACAGAUGGACGACAUUCAAGUGCCCAGCCAGAGCGAAUUCGAGAAAGAAGUAUGCCAACGACCAAGAGAGGUCGACAACGAGGAGAAAGAAUACCAAAAUGGCGAUAAUUUACAGAAUACCGAUUAUACAGAUUUUCUGGCUGACAAGCAAAAGGUAACCCCUGUUGCCGGAAAUAUGGAUGAUUCUGAAAUAUCAUCGACAAAGGCCGAAUUCGGAGACGAGUCUUCGGUCAGUUUCUUAACGGCUAGUGAAUUCCAUAGAACAGGUAUCUCCGCGAUAGAUGAAUCGUUCUCGAGCUGCGAGCGUGAAUACGAUAUCGCUAAAGAUCCAAUGGCCAUGUCUUUCACACCUAGCGACUUCGAAGCGGCGUUCGACAAAGGUGUCGAUUUGAAUGCCGUCCACGAUUUGAGCAAUAGUGAUUUAGAGGAAACCAACGGCAUUUUGGACAAGGAGGAGGAGGAGGAGGAAGAGGAGGAGGAACUUUUGGCGAAAUCUCCAAACUUGGAAAAUGAUACUGUUAAUGAUAAAAUAUCAAUUGCGUCUAAUAACGAGAAACCAAUAACAGAUAAAACGGAAAAAUCUGAAAUUCGCGCGGAAUUCGUGAACCUGUCUUCGCAACAAGAUUACAGCGAAGAUACUUUCAUCGAGCACGCGGACGAAUUAAAAGCCAGCACUGUCGACUUCCUAAACUUGCAACCGGAGUCUUCCAAUCAACAAGAAUCGCAAGAAACUGCGAAAUAUGAUCACUCCCCCUUAACCGAAAAUUAUUCGGGAGAAUUCGAGUCGGAAAAAGAACCUGUUUCUGUUGAUAAUGAACAACCAUUAUCGCCUUCGAGCGCCGACAUAGAUGAAACGAAACCCAUAGAUGAAACCAGCGAGGAUGCUGCCCUUCUUGGAAAUGAAUUGCAAAAAGAAAUUUGCUCGAACGAUGGUAACACGCCCUCUUCGCUCUCACCGAUUCCAGAUGCAAUGGAAAGUGAUUUGGCAACUGAGAGUGCAGAAAUUCAGUCUUCCAAACCGGUUCAAUCUUCGUUGCAUCCGGAUGCUCCAGAGUUUAUGCCUGGAAAUUAUAAUUUCCAAUCGUUUGGAAUGGACAAUAAUGAUGUUUGUCAAGUAUCGCACAUAAAAGCAACUGAUUCGUAUCAAGCAUAUUCCACGGAAGCUGGAAGCGCGUUCGAAAUAGUUAAGCAAGAUUUGGUUGCAAAUAUACAGUUUGACGAAAAGGAAGAUGAACCAGUGUGCACGAAGCCACUAAUAGAGAUAAAGCCGGAAGAUUUUAGCGAAGAACAAGAUGUUUGCGUAAGACCACUUCAAAUCCACUCUGAAUUGACGCCACCUCUUUCUCCUCAAGAAGAAAAACACAUUCACGAUAUUAUUUGUCCUGUCGAAUCUUCUGAAGAAGUGAUCGAAUCAAAGAAAAUUCCAGAAGAAGCAAAUAUUGAAGAUAGAGUAGAAGAAAUGAUGGAAUCAAUGAAAGAAUCGAUGGAAACAAAUAUAUCAACAGAGGAAAUAAAAUCAGUAGAAUCAGAGGAGCCAAUAAAAGAACUCAUUUUGAAUUUAUCUGAUUCUAUGCAAGAAUUUACAGGUUUGGAGAGUCAAUUACAACCUACGGAAGAAGAAAUUCUUAAAGCCAAGGUUAUUGAAGAUCUUCAAGAAGAAAUUAUAAAGAAAAAAGAAUUGAUAGACGUUACAGAACCAGAGAAAUCUUCGGAACUUGUAGUCGAAACUGAAUAUAUGGUACAAGAACAGAAAGAAGUUCAAGAAUUUCCAGAAGUUAAGGAAUCUGAAAUUAAAGAAGUGGAAAUUGAACAAUUAAAAUUAAAGGAACCAAAAGUUGAAAAAGUGGAAAUCCAAGAAUCAGAAUUUAAAGAAUCCGAAGUUAAAGAACCAGAAAUUAAAGAAUUCGAAAUGAAAGAGCCAGAAAUUGAAGAAUUCAAAAUUAAAGAGCCAGAAAUUCAAGAACAUAAAAUCAAAGAAUUAGAGUUAGAAAUUAAAGAAUCUGAAAUCAAAGAAUUUGAAAUCAAAGAAUCGGAAAUUAAAGAACCUGAAAUCAAAGAGGUAGAAAUUAAAGAAUCUGAAAUCAAAGAGAUAGAAAUUAAAGAACCUGAAAUCAAAGAACCAGAAAUUAAAGAACCUGAAAUCAAAGAGCCAGAAAUUAAAGAACCUGAAAUCAAAGAACCAGAAAUUGAAGUUUCAAGUCAAAAGCCAGAAAUCAAGGAACUACUCAAAGAACCAGAAGUAAAAGAAACAGAAGUCAAAGAACCAGAAAUAGAAAAAGUAGCUGAAGUUCCAGAAAACAAAGUCGUCGAAACAGCUGCAAUAGCAACCGCAACUGCAGCAGUUGCAGCAGGUGCAGUUGUAGCCCAAAGUAAAGCGAAAGCGAAAACACUUGCUGCAAAACCGACGAAAACUACAACUUCAAAGGCAACUCCAACGAGAUCAACCCCAACAUCUCCCUCAAAAACUGUAUCUUCCACAACUCGAACGUCAACUGCAGCAAUGAAGAAGCCAUCGACAACGACACCUUCUCGUCCAAAAGAUCUCGACGCUCCAAAGAAAUCUACAAUUUCCUCUACAGCAAUCAGUAAACCGUCGGUUGCAAAAUCCGCCUCGAAAACGACAUCAACUACUGCAACAAAAUCAACUAGCAAAACCAGUGUAAGCACAACCUCUAAACCAAAACCUAUCGCAACAACCGCUUCAAAAUCGGUUACUGUUACUGACAAAAAACCUACCGCGAAUGGUGACGUUAAAUCUUUAAGUAAAACAGCAACUGCAACCAAAUCCUCCAGUAAAGCAUCACCAUUAGCGACCAAAACUACGCUAGUCAAAACAUCUUCCACACGACCAUCAACUGGAACAACGACAGUUCCAAAAGUAAGAUCCUCUUCUGCCAACAAAUUAAGCACGACUGCAAAAACCAGCAGUACUACGACUACCAUCGGUACAACAACUAGCAGCAGGCCCAAAACAGCUCCUCCAUCUAGUGGAACUGCAUCGAAACCUCGCAUGUCACUCAAUAAGUUACCGGCGAUCGAUAAACAAGUGAAGGAAACAGCCAAUAAACAAAUUUCCAUGGGGCGGACAAGUACACCUGCUUCUAAGACGACUUCUCGUUUGUCUACUACUAGUUCCAGCACGACUACGAUAAAACGCGCAUCCUUAACAGCAAAAACUACCACGGCUGCAUCCCCUACGAAAAAAUCUACGCCUGUAUCAAAAACUUCGAAGACCUCGUUGAGCGGAAAAACAGCUGGUGAGAAAGGAAAAAUUUUGCAAAAUGGCGUAUCUGAGAAUGUUGAGAUAAAUACGAUAAUCGAUGACAUGCCGAAAAAAGAUCUAUCACCCGUGGUCACUCCAAAUGAUAAUCAAUUAAUCAUGAGCUCUGAUUGAAUUGGCGGGAAACGAGAUCGGUUUCAAUCUUAGCUUUAUGUCGAUCGUAUGUCAUGCACCGAUAAACAUUGUUCUUUCUUUAACCAAAAAAAAAAAAAAAAAAAAAAGAGAUACAGAACAUCCGCUAAAAAGUAGUUUCUUAGGAAAUAUAUAACGAAUCGGAAGGAGUUUUUACUAUAAUUAGCGUAAAAUAUAAAAUAUAAUAUAUUAAUGUGUAUAUGUAUACCGAAGUAAUGAGUCUGUUUAUCUAUAUUGGCGAAAAGAGUGAAUGUGAAAUGAAUGAAAGAGAAUGAAUGAUAAGAAAGAAAAAAAAAAAAAGGAGAGAGAGUAAGGAUGUGUGUAAGAAAGGAUAUGCAAAACUAAAAAAAAAAAGAAAAAGAAAAAACAAAAUAUAUGUUAUUUCGCUUUUGACUGCUUCGAUCGUGCUGGAAGUAAAGAAUAAUGUAACAAAGCAAAAUAGAAAAGAGAAGAAAAGGGAAGUGGAAGAA
This is a messenger RNA of Apis florea (little honeybee), 6747 nucleotides long. RefSeq lists its product as uncharacterized. The record is from RefSeq and is a predicted model, not a curated record. Gene Ontology annotation, biological process: protein dephosphorylation; negative regulation of protein kinase activity. Gene Ontology annotation, molecular function: protein serine/threonine phosphatase activity; cation binding. Lineage: Eukaryota; Metazoa; Arthropoda; Insecta; Hymenoptera; Apidae.